AUGUCGGAAUCGCUCCCAUCUCAAACAUCAUUGACCACUGCCCCGAACAUCCCCCACCCUCAGGCAAAACGAACCAAAUCUUCUGCCUUACUCACACCCGAUUUACCUAAACUUCCUAUCCCACCUUUGAAAGAUACCCUCAAGAGAUAUCUCAGAGCUCUAGAGGGAUUGCAAACUCCAGAAGAACAUCAGAGGACUAAAGAAGUAGUCGAAGAGUUUCUGACGGAAGGUGGGGAAGGGGAGAAAUGGCAGAGGAAAUUGGAAGAGUAUGCGAAAGAGAAGGAGAGUUAUAUAGAGGAAUUCUGGUACGAAAGUUAUCUAUCUCACUCCGAUUCAGUCGUAUUAAGCUUGAACCCCUUCUUCGUACUCUCCUCCGACGUAACACCCCGUGCGGACCCACAAUUAUCCCGAGCAGCAUCCCUGAUCCUCUCCUCUCUGUCAUUCAUCCACGAUCUUCGAAAUGGCUAUCUCCAAGCGGACACGGUCAGGGGUACACCCCUCGAUAUGAGUCAAUAUGGUAGAUUGUUCGCUACCUGUCGUGUACCCACUGAUCGAGGAUGUCGGAUGGAAGUUCACGAGCAAAGUAAACAUAUUGUCGUUCUUAGGAGAGGUCAAUUCUAUUGGUUCGAUUGUCUCGAUUCGAAAGAUCGACCUUUGUUGACCGAUCGAGAGAUUCUGAACAAUUUGGAAGCGAUUGUGAAGGAUGCUGAUAAGACACCGGUGCAGUCUGUCGCGUCGAAUUCAGUUGGAAUACUCACCACUGAAUCUCGUAAAAUAUGGUCAUCACUCCGAGCCGACUUGAUCAAAUCGAACAAAUUGAACGCCUCUUGUCUGUCGGUGGUCGAAUCUGCGUUAUUUAUCGUUUGUCUUGAUGAUGCUGGUCCAGAAGAUCUUGCAGAAUUAUGUGGGAACUUCUUAUGUGGUGGAUAUAAGCUGGAGGGUGGUGUGCAGACUGGUACAUGUACGAAUCGAUGGUAUGAUAAGUUGCAAAUCAUCGUUUGCUCGAAUGGAGAGGCAGGUAUCAACUUUGAACACACCGGUGUAGAUGGUCAUACGGUAUUGAGAUAUGCUGCGGAUGUAUAUACAGAAUUGGUAUUAUUAUUCGCUAAGACAAUCAAUCCAUCUACACCAUCCUUAUUCAAAUCUAAAUUAUCUCCAUUCUCCAAAUCAUCCAAACAACCACCUAAACCUGAAGAUCUCGAAGAUGGAGAAGAAGAUCCUUCGUUUGAGAUCCAACCUAAAAAAUUGGAAUGGAAGUUGACACCUGACUUAUUGGCUGGUAUAAGAUAUGCUGAGACGAGGAUAAGCGAUUUGAUAUGUCAGAAUGAUAGUCAGGCUUUGGAAUUUAAAGGUUACGGAGGGAACUUCAUCAAGAGGCAUGGGUUCAGUCCGGAUGCGUUUGUGCAGAUGGCUUUUCAGGCGGCAUAUUAUGGACUGUACGGCCGAGUCGAAAGCACAUACGAACCUGCAAUGACGAAAGCUUUCUUGCAUGGGCGUACCGAGGCUAUACGUACUGUACAACCUGAAUCAGUGUCAUUUGUGAAGGCCUUCUGUUCAGAUCACGCAUCGGUUCAUGAAAAGGUCGAAGCAUUGCGAAAAGCUUGUAAAAAGCACACUCAGUUGACUAAAGAAUGUAGUCAAGGUCUAGGUCAAGAUCGACAUUUGUACGCGAUGUAUUCGCUGAUCCAGCGAGACAUUCAAGCCUAUCAUGCAUCAAGAGCAAGAGGUAGCUCAGCCACGAACGGAGUGAGCGGCUCAUACAACGGUAAUGGCAAUGGACCCAUAUCACCAUCAAGUCAAUCGGCCAUCCUCUUCUCACCUCAAACUCAAGUAUCCACCUUGAGUGGCGAAGGGAGCGUUAAUGGUGAUGCACCGACUCACGGUCAGGUACCUGGAUCUACUGCCCCGGAAAGCGAAAGACAAAAACCUCGUGUUCCAGCUUUAUUCAAGGAUCCGGGAUAUAACCUUUUGGGAACUAGUGUGCUGUCUACUUCGAAUUGUGGGAAUCCGGCUUUGAGGUUGUUUGGAUUUGGACCAGUCACACCAGAGGGAUAUGGAAUAGGAUACAUUAUCAAAGACGAGGGCAUAUCAGUCUGCAUGUCAUCCAAACAUCUUCAAACUCGAAGAUUACUUCAGACUCUCCAAGCGUAUCUUAUUGAAAUACAAAAAAUGUUAAUCACAUUAUGGAAGGAGGCGAAUGAGAGACCGGAAGCGUUCAUUGAUCAUACGGGUGUGAUGAGAGAUGCGAGAACAGGUAAAAAGGUGGAGAUGGAUGGUGAGGAAGAUAGGGAAGAUGAAGAACUAUUGGGAGGAUUCGGAUUCUUCGAUGUCGGAGUACAGGCUGCUCUACCUCAAGCGAGAAGGAGGAGACCUACCGUUGGUAAACAACUUGUCAUCGCCGAGUACUAA
This is a messenger RNA of Kwoniella botswanensis, 2409 nucleotides long. RefSeq lists its product as uncharacterized. The coding region runs from base 1 to 2409 and encodes 802 amino acids. Gene Ontology annotation, biological process: carnitine metabolic process. Gene Ontology annotation, cellular component: mitochondrion. Gene Ontology annotation, molecular function: carnitine O-acetyltransferase activity. Lineage: Eukaryota; Fungi; Basidiomycota; Tremellomycetes; Tremellales; Cryptococcaceae. The transcript is spliced from 15 exons. The record is from RefSeq and is a predicted model, not a curated record.